This is a messenger RNA of Eurypyga helias (sunbittern), 2156 nucleotides long. It is a transcript of the gene ADARB2, whose product is annotated as adenosine deaminase, RNA-specific, B2 (non-functional). Gene Ontology annotation, biological process: RNA processing; adenosine to inosine editing. The transcript is spliced from 10 exons. The record is from RefSeq and is a predicted model, not a curated record. Bases 60 to 2156 code for a protein of 698 amino acids. NCBI's taxonomy places the organism in Eukaryota, Metazoa, Chordata, Aves, Eurypygiformes, Eurypygidae. Gene Ontology annotation, cellular component: nucleolus; cytoplasm. Gene Ontology annotation, molecular function: double-stranded RNA binding; tRNA-specific adenosine deaminase activity; double-stranded RNA adenosine deaminase activity.
UAAGCAUACUGUCAACCUUCAUAGCACCCUUCAAGUACCUGAGUCCUGGUGCAACCACCAUGGAGGAUGAAGACAAUUUGAGUACCAGCAGUGCAGAAGUAAAAGAAAAUCGAAACAUUGGCAACCUGGAGGAUCAUCCAAUAUCCUCUAAUGAGAGGGCAAGAGGGGGAACACCUAGCAGUAAGAGAAAAAGACCCUUAGAGGAAGGCAAUAAUGGCCAUUUCUGCAAACUCCAGCUCAUCUGGAAGAAAGUCUCGUGGUCAGUGACGCCAAAGAAUGCUCUGGUUCAGCUACAUGAACUUAAGCCCGGUUUACAAUAUAAAAUGGUUUCGCAGACAGGUCCAGUGCAUGCUCCAGUCUUUGCUGUUGCUGUGGAAGUAAAUGGACUUACGUUUGAAGGCACAGGGCCUACAAAAAAGAAAGCCAAAAUGCGUGCUGCGGAGCUAGCUCUGAAGUCAUUCGUUCAGUUCCCCAAUGCCUGCCAAGCUCACUUUGCCAUGGGCAACUGCAUCAACCCAUCCACGGACUUUACUUCCGAUCAGGCAGACUUUCCAGAUACUCUGUUCAAGGAGUUUGAACCAUCUACACACAGCCAGGACUUUUCAGUCUAUAACCCCGUUAAUAACGAAUUACUUUCCACUGCUUAUCGACACGGGCGCUUACUCUGCCAUACGUUGGACUUAAUGGGCCACGGUAAGCAAAACAAGCACAAGAUGGCAUCCAAAGCAGAGAGUGAGAAGAACCCAGUGGUGCUGCUAAAUGAGCUGCGGUCGGGCCUGCGGUACGUCUGCCUGUCGGAGACCGUGGAGAAGCAGCACAUCAAGAGUUUUGUGAUGGCGGUGCGCGUGGACGGCAGAACAUUUGAAGGCUCAGGACGUAGCAAGAAGCUGGCCAAGGGUCAAGCAGCGCAGGCGGCUCUGCAGGCCCUUUUUAACAUUCAGCUGCCCAGCCAUAUUCCCAGCAGGAGUAAAUGUCACUACUUGCCACAGGAUUUUGCCGACUCCAUAUACCAAAUGGUUUCACAGAAGUUCCAGGAGCUGACAGACAAUUUCACUUCCAUGCAUGCACGCCACAAAACUCUUGCAGGCAUUGUGAUGACCAAAGGUUUGGACAUCAGGCAAGCUCAGGUUAUUGUGCUGUCAUCGGGUACCAAAUGUAUAAGUGGGGAAUACAUCAAUGACCAAGGGCUUGCGGUCAACGACUGCCAUGCAGAGAUUGUGGCAAGAAGGGCAUUUGUUCACUUCCUCUACUCGCAGCUGGAGCUACACUUAAGCAAACGGCGAGAAGACUGGGAGCGAUCAAUCUUCGUGCGAUUAAAAGAGGGAGGCUACAGGCUGCGGGAGAACAUCCUGUUCCAUCUGUACGUGAGCACUUCACCCUGCGGAGAUGCACGUCUCAACUCCCCCUACGAAAUCACAACCGACUUGAAUAGCAGCAAGCACAUAGUGAGAAAAUACCGUGGGCACCUCCGAACAAAGAUUGAGUCUGGAGAAGGAACCAUACCCCUCCGGUGCCAUAAUGCAGCUCAGACGUGGGACGGCGUGUUGCUGGGAGAGCAGCUCAUCACCAUGUCCUGUACGGACAAAAUCGCCAGAUGGAACAUCCUUGGGCUCCAAGGUGCUCUCCUCAGCUCCUUCAUCGAACCCAUGUACUUGCACAGCAUCAUUGUGGGAAGCCUCUGUCACACUGGUCACCUUUCCCGGGUAAUGAGCCAUAGAAUAGAAGACAUUGGUCAGCUGCCAGCUUCAUACCGGCGCAAUCAGCUGCUUCUCAGUGGGGUUAGCCACGCUGAUGCUCGGCAGCCUGGAAAAUCUCCCGGCUUCAGUGUGAACUGGAUUGUGGGGAACACCGAUCUGGAGGUUAUCAACGCCACGACAGGGAAGAGGACCUGUGGGAGUCCCUCACGGCUCUGCAAGCACAUGUUCUUCACCCGGUGGGCAGAGCUUCACGGCAAGGUCCCAACCUAUUUAUUGCACAGCAGGUGCACACGAAUCCCAAGCCAUGGAGACAUGCCAUCAGUGUACAGCGAGGCAAAGCUGGUGGCUCAGACGUACCAGUCUGUCAAGCAGCAGCUGUUUAAAGCGUUUCAGAAAGCCGGUCUGGGCACCUGGGUGAAGAAACCCCCAGAGCAAGAUCAGUUCCUACUAACUGUAUAA